GGCACAUGAUAACUGGAGUGCGACUGUGGCUGUGAGCUGUCGCCCAGCGUUUCUCAGGAGGGAAGAGUUGGGGAGGCUCUGGCAGCUUGGGAAACACUAUAACUUUAAAUUCACUGGUUUGCAGGAAUACAUUAGGUGGAAUAUCAGUUUGGGACACUAGUAGAUGGAAAGUGAGCAAAUUUUUCAUUCUACUGUCACUGGAUAAACUACCGGAAUUGUAUUUGGUCAGAUCCACUAAGAGUGUCUAAUGAUGGACACCGAAGAGUAUGAGGAAGAAUAUGAGGAAGAAGUGGUGGAAGAGUAUUAUGAGGAGAUUACGACUGGCUACACUUCCUCAACCAGCUCACAUCAGUCUCGGGUUGGAGAGGCUGUCCCUGGGGGGCUUCCUGUACGUAAGGUCAGGAAGAGGGCCAGGGUGGACACUUCCAAAUUCAUGACCCCUUACUUGGCACACAGUCAGAAGAUGCUUGACCAGUACAGCCAUAACAAGUACAGGGAGGAAUAUGAGAAGAACAAGGGUCAGCCCUAUAACAUUUCAGCUGAAACACCUGAGAUGAUUCGCAUCAAGAAGGCUCAGGAGCAGCUCAGCGAGGUGAAAUAUCGUAUGGAAGGUCUAAAGUCUAAAACCGGCAGUCUGUACGAUGGUGAGGCUCGUGAAAUCCAACAUGUGAAGAAUGUGUCUGACCUUGUCAGCAAAGUCUUGUACAGACAAAAAUGGGAUGAAACCAAGGACAGAUACUUACUGCCUCCUGAUGCACCCGAGCUGGUUUUGGCAGUGAAAAAUGCUGCAAAUAUGAGCAAGAAACUAUACACAGAAGAUUGGGAUGUGGAGAAGACCAUGUACUACCCUUACAGUGACAGUCCAGAGCUCCGCCGAGUGGCCAAGGCUCAGGAAGCCCUCAGUGAUGUUAAAUAUAAGAAAGGUCACGAUGAACGCAAAGCAAAGUACACAUCCUUGGCUGAUCCUCCAGAAGUGGAACUGGCCAAGAAAAACUUUGCCAAUCGAAGUAAUCUUGAGUAUCAUAAGGACUACAACCAGAAUGUCAAAGGUCAGUGGUGUGAGACCCCUUACUUUGACGUUGCAGUUGGCAAGAUGGUCAUGGAUAACUUAAGUGAAAAAAAAUAUACUGCUGCUUAUGAAGACAUGAAAGACCAAAUUUAUUUCAUGCAAACCGAAACGCCAACAUACGCUUCCAACAAAAAGGCUCAUGAAAUCGCAAGUGAGGUCAAAUACAAGAAAGACUACGAAAAUACAAAAUCAGAAUCUGAUUACAACGUCCUCCCAGCUACAGAAAACCCCCUCCUCAGACAACUGAGAUACGCUGGCACCAUCUUGAGUGAUAAAGUGUACAAAGCAAACUAUGAAAAAACAAGAGGAUCCAGCAUUAAUUACUGUGAUACCCCCAAGUUCCAGAUGGACAACGUGCUUAAAAAAUUUAGUGAUACACACUAUAAAGACAAGUAUGAUAAUGAGAUAAAGGGCCACUAUAUUGGGAGUUAUGAAGAUAUAAACAUGCUUCGCUGCCAGAAGGUGGAAGAGUUAAAGAGUGAUAAAAUUUAUAAGUCAGAUUAUGAGGAUAUGAAGACAAGAUGCUUCUUCCCUCAAACAAUCACACCUGAAUAUGACGCUAUCAAAAAAGUGGAACAGUGUAAAGAUAAAGUAUAUCGGCAACAUCCGGACAAAGUAAAGUUUACACAAGUAACAGACUCGCCUGUCCAAGUACAAGCAACCAUCAAUGCCAAACAACUGAGUGAUCUGAACUACAAGGCGCAGUAUGAAAAAGAGAAGUUUAAGUGCUACCUGCCGCCUGAUUACCCCUUCUUCAUUCAGUCUAGAGUGAACGCAUAUAACCUUAGUGAUACUUGUUACAAGUUUGACUGGGAAAAGACAAAAGCAAAAAAAUUUGAGGUGAAGGGUGAUGCCAUCCCCAUCCUCGCAGCCCGUGCCCACACCAACAUUGUCAGUGAUGUGAAAUACAAGAAGGAUUACGAAAAGACCAAAGGACACAUGGUUGGUGCCCUUAGCAUUAAUGACGAUCCAAAGAUCAUGCACUCGGUUCAUGUUGCUAAGAUCCAAAGUGAGCGUGAAUAUAAAAAGGAUUAUGAGAAGAUGAAGACAAAGUAUCAUACACCACUGGACAUGAUGCUUGUUACACUAGCAAAGAAGUCUCAGGCUAUCGCCAGCAUGAGCGGCUACAGAAAUAUCAUCAAUCGCUACUUUCUGCCAUAUGACAGCAUAGCACUGGACCUGGCAAAAAAAUCCAAUCAACUCCAGAGUGAUAAUGAAUAUAAAUCAGAAUACAACAACUACACAAAAGGAACCCCUUGGAUUCCUUACGGAUCACUGGAUGUCGAGAAGGCAAAGAAAGCAGGAGAGAUCCUGAGUGAGAAAAAGUACAGGCAGCGCCCAGAUACUGUGCCCUUCACUGCGAUUGAUGACCACCCCAUCAUGCUCCAAUCUAAGCUCAAUCAACAGCUCAGGAGUGAUCUUCAUUACAAGAAAGGGCUUCCGGAAAUCCUUCAAAAGUACUCACUGCCUCCUGAUGUUCCAGAGUUCCUCCAGGCCAAGUGUAACGCCUACAAUAUCAGCAACAAAUACUACAAGCUUGGAUUUGAGGAUCUUAUUUCAAAGGGUUAUGACUUGAAGGCUGAUGCUGUCCCUGUUCGUGCGGCUAAAGCGGCAAGGCAUGCAGCCAGUGAUGUCCAGUACAAGAAAGACUACAACAAGAACAGAGGCCACCACGUCGGCUUCCGUAGUCUUCAGGAUGACCCGCUGCUGGUGCACUACAUGCAACUGGCUAAGAUGCAAAGUGACAAGAACUACAAGAAGGACUAUCACAAGGCUAAGCUAAAGUACCAUUCUCCUGUGGAUAUGUGGAGUGUUGCCCAUGCUAAACAUUCAUCUAAUGUUCAGACAUAUGCAGGCUACAAACAGCCUAUUCAUCACUACACACUACUCCCUGAUGCCAUUAAUCUGGAGCUGGCUCGCAACAUGAACAACCUCUCCAGUGAUAACAACUAUAAAGCAGACUAUGAAGCCUCUGUGAAAGGUAUUGGCUGGAUCCCAAUUGGCUCACUGGAUGUGGAAAAAGCUAAAGCUGCAGGCAAGGCUCUUGAUGAAAAGAAGUACAGGCAACAUCCAGACACCAUCAAGUUUACCAGCGUCACUGACAGUCCUGUUAUGGAGCAAGCGAAGCUGAAUGCACAGCAACUAAGUGAUAAGCGUUACAAAGCCAGUGGUGAGAAGUUCAUGCACACAUACCAUCUCCCUCCUGACACACCUGAGUUCCAGCAAGCGAAAUACAAUGCUGUCAAUAUCAGCAAUACAUACUACACAUAUGCACACAAGCAAGAUAUUCUGAAAGGGCACCAUAUGAAGCAAGAUGCUAUUCCAGUUGUUGCUGCCAAGUCCUCUAGAGAUAUCGCCAGUGAUUACAAGUAUAAGCUUGCAUACCAGAAAGCCAGGGGUCACCACGUCGGCUUCCGUAGUCUUCAGGAUGACCCUCUGUUGGUGCACUACAUGCAAGUGGCUAAAAUACAGAGUGACAGGAACUACAAGAAGGACUAUCACAAGGCUAAACUGAAGUACCAUUCCCCUGUGGAUAUGUGGAGUGUUGUACAGGCUAAAAAUGCAUCUAAAGCUCAGACAUACGCAGGCUACAAACAGCUCAUACAUCACUACACACUUCUACCUGAUGCCAUGCAUAUUGACCGUGCUCGCAACAUGAUGGAAAUUCAGAGCGAUAAUCUCUACAAGUCAGAGUACAACAACGUCUACAAGGGAGCAGGAUGGGUUCCCAUUGGUUCCCUUGAUGUGGAGAAAGCUAAAACAGCCAAAGCUGCUCUGGAUGAAAAGAAAUACAGAGUUCACCCAAGCACUCUGAAGUUCACCAGCCUGACAGACCAAAUGAACAUGGUUUUAGCCACGAAUAACACCAAGCAGAUGCAUCCUUUGGCUUAUAAGGCUUCUGGAGAGCAGUACAUGCACACCUACCAUCUUCCAGCAGACAGCCCACAGUUCCUUCAGGCCAAGUUUAAUGCCCAGACUGUUAGCGAGUCAAAAUACAAAACUCAGUGGCUUAUAGACAUCGCCAAAGGGUAUGACAUGAAGGCUGAUGCCAUUCCUAUAGUUGCUGCUAAACAAGGAAGGCAUAUUGCUAGCAAUUUCCAGUACAAGAAAGACUAUGAAAAGUCACGAGGUCACCACGUUGGCUUCCGUAGUCUUCAGGAUGACCCUCUGUUGGUGCACUACAUGCAAGUGGCUAAAAUACAGAGUGACAGGAACUACAAGAAGGACUAUCACAAGGCUAAGCUAAAGUACCAUUCUCCUGUGGAUAUGUGGAGUGUUGUACAGGCUAAAAAUGCAUCUAAAAUUCAGACAAAUGCAGGCUACAAACAGUCCAUUCAUCACUACACACUUCUGCCUGAUGCCAUGCAACUGGAGCUUGCUCGCUCUAUGAACGUCACUUCCAGUGAUGUUGAGUACAAGAGUGAUUACAACAGCUCUAUGAAAGGGCUGGGAUGGGUUCCUAUCGGCUCCUUAGGAGUUGAGACUGCAAAGGUUGGUGGACAAAUACAGAGCGACAAGAGAUACCGUACUCAUCCAUCUAAACACGCCUUCCACAGGCCAGUAGAUUCCAUGGAUCUGGCUUUAGCUGCUGCCAAUAACCAGAUCAUGAACAAGGCAACGUAUACUGCUGCAUGGGAGAAAGAUAAACUCAAAAUCCAUGUCAUGCCUGACAGCCCUGAAUAUGUUCUUGCCAAGGCCAAUUCCAUCAAUAUUAGCCAGAAAAUCUACAAAGCUGGCCUUGAGGAAAUGAAUAAGAAGGGGUAUAACCUCAAGGCAGAUGCUAUUCCUAUUUUGGCUGCCAAAUCUGGCAGGGACAUUGCCAGCAAUUACAAGUACAAACUAGCAUAUGAGAAGGCCAGAGGCCACCAUGUUGGCUUCCGUAGUCUUCAAGAUGACCCUCUGUUGGUGCACUACAUGCAAGUGGCUAAAAUACAGAGUGACAGGAACUACAAGAAGGACUAUCAUAAGGCUAAACUGAAGUACCAUACCCCUGUGGACAUGUUGAGUGUUUUGCAAGCCAAACUGGCUUCUAAAGCUCAAACCUUCAUAGGCUACAAGCAGCUUUUCCAUCACUACACAUUGCUUCCUGAUGCUAUGCACCUGGAGUUAGCUCGCUCUAUGAACUCCAGGUCCAGUGAUGUUGAGUACAAGAGUGAUUACAACGCAUAUAUGAAAGGUCUUGGAUGGGUGCCUAUUGGCUCGUUGGGAGUGGAAACUGCAAAAGUCGGAGGACAGAUACUCAGUGACAAGAAGUACAAAGUUCACCCAUCUAAAUACAGCUUCCAGAAAAACAUGGAUUCCAUGGACCUGGCAUUAGCUACUGCAAACAAACAAAUCAUGAACAAGCAAGCAUACACAGCUGCUUGGGACCAGGACAAGAUUAAGAUCCACAUCAUGCCUGACAGCCCAGAGAUUCUUCUGGCAAAGGCCAACGCAAUAAAUACAAGUCAGAAAGCCUACAAAGCUGGAAUGGAAGCUUCAAAGAAGAAGGGUUAUGAUCUCCGAGCAGAUGCUAUAUCUGUGGUCGCAGCCAAAGCUUCGACACGCAUUGCCAGUGAUUACAAGUAUAAACUGGAAUAUCAGAAGGCCAGGGGACACCACGUUGGAUUCCGUAGUCUUCAGGAUGACCCACUGUUGGUGCACUACAUGGAAGUUGCUAAAAUACAGAGUGACAGGAACUACAAGAAGGACUAUCAUAAGGCUAAACUGAAGUUCCACUCACCUGUGGACAUGUGGAGUGUUGUGCAGGCUAAGCAGGCAUCCGCUGUGCAAACCAACGCUGGAUACAAACAGCACUUUGCUCGCUACACAGUCAUGCCGGAUGCCAUGAACCUGGAGUUGGCUCGCAACAUGCAAACGAUUGCUAGUGAUAAUGUUUAUAAGAGUGAAUACAACAACUACAUGAAAGGAAUGGGAUGGAUUCCCAUCGGCUCACUGGACGUGGAGAAAGCCAAAACUGCCAGUCGGAUAGGAAGCGAGAAACUCUAUCGUACACACCCCAGCAAAUACAAGUUCACCAAAGAUAUGUCUUCCAUGGACCUGACUCUAGCUGCAGCCAACAAUAAGAUCAUGAACAAGCAAAGCUAUAUUGAUGCCUGGGAGAACGACAAAACAUCAAUCCAUAUUAUGCCAGAUGCAAUGGAUGUCACACUUGCACGUCAGAAUAAAGCCAACUACAGUGAGAAACUGUACAAGCUUGCCAAUGAACUGGCAAAGAAGAAGGGCUAUGACAUGCGCUAUGAUGCUAUUUCAAUUCAAGCAGCCAAGGGAUCCACAGCUAUCGCUAGUGAUUACAAGUACAAGACUGGUUAUCGUAAGCAAGUUGGCCAUCACAUCGGAGCUCGCAGUGUCCAGGAUGACCCACUGCUCAUGCUGGCUCUGAACUCAGCUAAAAUUGCUAGUGAUGCCCUUUACAAGAAGGACUUCAACAUGUCUAAGACUAAAUUCCACCUUCCAGUGGACAUGCUGGCAUUUGAACUGGCCAAGAAGAACCAGAUCCAGGUCAAUGAUGCCAACUACAGAACUUAUCUGCACAACUGGACCUGCCUGCCAGACUCUAAUGACGUUGUACAGGCCAGGAAGGUCUAUGACCUCCAGAGUGAUGCUGUGUACAAGGCUGACCUGAAAUGGCUACAAGGCUUAGGAUGGAUCCCUAUUGGUUCCCUUGAUGUUGAGAAAGUGAAGAAAGCUGGAGAAGCUUUGAGUGAAAGAAAAUAUCGUCAACACCCAAGCAACUUCAAAUUUACGUGCACAACUGAAGACAUGCCAAUGGUCUUGGCAAAAACCAAUAAUAAUAUCAUGAACAAGAAAUCUUAUAUCCAAGCCUGGGAGAAUGAAAAAAAUAGGAUCCAUAUCAUGCCAGAUGCAAUGGAUGUGAUCCUUGCAAAACAAAAUAAAGUAAAUUACAGUGAGAAACAAUACAAACUUGCCAACGAACUGGCCAAGAAAAAAGGUUAUGAUUUGCGCAAUGAUGCUAUUUCUAUUAUUGCUGCCAGAGCCUCCCGGGAUAUUGCUAGUGAUUACAAGUACAAAACUGGAUAUCGUAAGCAAGUUGGCCACCACAUUGGAGCUAGGAGCCUCCAGGAUGACCCACUGCUCAUGCUGGCUCUGAACUCAGCUAAGAUUGCUAGUGAUGCCCUGUACAAGAAGGACUUUAACAUGUCUAAGACUAAAUUCCACCUUCCAGUGGACAUGCUAGCAUUUGAACUGGCCAAGAAGAACCAGAUCCAGGUCAAUGAUGCCAACUACAGAACUUAUCUGCACAACUGGACCUGCCUUCCAGACUCUAAUGACGUUGUACAGGCCAGGAAGGUCUAUGACCUCCAGAGUGAUACUGUGUACAAGGCUGAUCUGAAAUGGUUACAAGGCCUGGGAUGGAUCCCUAUUGGUUCUCUUGAUGUUGAGAAAGUGAAGAAAGCUGGAGAAGCUUUGAGUGAAAGAAAAUAUCGUCAACACCCAAGCAACUUCAAAUUUACGUGCACAACUGAAGACAUGCCAAUGGUCUUGGCAAAAGCCAAUAAUAAUAUUAUGAACAAGCGGUCAUAUAUCCAAGCUUGGGAGAAUGAUAAGACCACGAUCCACGUCAUGCCAGAUGCAAUAGAGGUGCUCCAUGCCAAACAGAACAAGAUCAACUACAGUGAGAAACUGUACAAACUUGCCAACGAAGAGGCCAAGAAGAAGGGUUAUGAUUUGAGAAGUGAUGCCAUUUCUAUUAAAGCAGCAAAGGCCUCCAGAGAUAUCAUCAGUGAUUACAAGUACAAAGCUGGAUAUCGUAAACAAGUUGGCCACCACAUUGGCGCCCUGAGCGUCCAGGAUGACCCACUGCUCAUGCUGGCUCUGAACUCAGCUAAGAUUGCUAGUGAUGCCCUUUACAAGAAGGACUUCAACAAGUCUAAGACCAAAUUCCACCUUCCAGUGGACAUGCUGGCAUUUGAACUGGCCAAGAAGAACCAGAUCCAGGUCAAUGAUGCCAACUACAGAACUUAUCUGCACAACUGGACCUGCCUUCCAGACUCUAAUGAUGUUGUCCAGGCCAGGAAGGUCUAUGACCUCCAGAGUGAUGCUGUGUACAAGGCUGACCUGAAAUGGCUACAAGGCAUUGGCUGGAUCCCUAUUGGUUCAAUUGAUGUUGAGAAAGUGAAGAAAGCUGGAGAAGCUUUGAGUGAAAGAAAGUAUCGUCAACACCCAAGCAACUUCAGGCACACAAGCACCACUGAAGAUAUACCAAUGGUCUUGGCAAAAGCCAAUAAUGAAGUCAUGAACAAGAGAAAUUACAUUGCCGCUUGGGAGAGUGAUAAGACCAAGGUUCACAUCAUGCCAGAUACAUUGGAGGUGUUCCUUGCAAAACAGAAUAAAAUUAACUACAGCGAGAAACUAUACAAACUUGCUAAUGAAGAGUCUAAGAAGAAGGGCUAUGACAUGCGCGGUGAUGCGAUUUCAAUCAAAGCUGCUAAGGCAUCCAGAGAUAUCAUCAGUGACUACAAGUACAAGACUGGAUAUCGCCAGCAAGUUGGCCAUCACAUCGGAGCUCGCAGUGUCCAGGAUGACCCACUGCUCAUGUUGGCUCUGAACUCAGCUAAAAUUGCUAGUGAUGUCCUUUACAAGAAAGACUUCAACCAGUCUAAGACUAAAUUCAACCUCCCAGUGGACAUGCUGGCAUUUGAAUUGGCCAAGAAGAACCAGAUCCAGGUCAAUGAUGCCAACUACAGAACUUAUCUGCACCAUUGGACCUGCCUUCCAGACUCCAGUGAUGUUGUCCAGGCCAGACAGGCCUAUGACCUCCAGAGUGAUAAUGUGUACAAGGCUGACCUAAAAUGGCUACAAGGCAUUGGCUGGAUUCCUAUUGGUUCACUUGAUGUUGAGAAAGUGAAGAAAGCUGGAGAGGCUUUAAGUGAAAGAAAGUAUCGUCAGCACCCAAGCAACUUCAAAUUUACGUGCACAACUGAAGACAUGCCAUUGGUCUUGGCCAAAGCAAAUGCUUCUAUUAUCAAUAAGAAACUUUACACUGAGGCCUGGGAUAAGGACAAGACCAGCAUUCAUAUUAUGCCUGACGCCAUGGACAUUUUGCUGGCAAAACAAAACAAUAUCAUUUACAGCGAGAAAGCGUACAAACUUGCCAAUGAAGAAUCCAAGAAGGAGGGUUAUGACCUGCGUAGUGAUGCUGUUGCUAUCAAAGCUGCCAAAGCAUCAAGAGACAUAAUCAGUGAUUACAAGUACAAGACUGGUUACCGUAGGCAAGUUGGCCAUCAUAUUGGAGCUCUCAGUGUCCGGGAUGACCCGCUGAUUGUGCUGGCCAUAAAUUCUGCUAAGAUUGCUAGUGAUGUCCUGUACAAGAAAGACUUUAACAAGUCCAAGACAAAAUUCCACCUUCCAGUGGACAUGUUGUCUCUUGAACUUGCCAAGAAAUGCCAGAUCCAGGUCAAUGAUUUCAACUACAGAACUUACCUGCACAACUGGACCUGCCUUCCAGACUCCAAUGAUGUUGUCCAGGCCAGGAAGGUCUAUGAUCUGCGCAGUGAUGCUGUGUACAAGGCAGAUCUUGAAGAUCUGAAGGGCAUUGGAUGGGUCCCUAUAGGUUCAUUGGAUGUUAUGAAAGCCAAGAAAGCAAGCGAGAUUCUCAGUGAUCGCCUCUACAGGCAGAAACCAGACACACUACAUUACAUACAAGACAUGCAAUCCAUUCCCAUGGUUUUGGCAAAGACAAAUGCUGAUAUUAUGAACCAGCGUCAAUACAUUGCAGCCUGGGAGGCUGAUAAGGUCAAGAUCCAUGUUAACCCAGAUACCCCAGAAAUUCUGCUCUCAAAAGCAAAUGCUAUUAUCAACAGCAGGAAACUUUACAGGCAAGGAGUUGAAGACAGCUUCAGGAAAGGCUAUGAUCUAAAAGGUGAUGCAGUUGCCAUCAAAGCUGCCAAAGCAUCCAGAGACAUCAUUAGUGAUUACAAGUACAAGACUGGUUAUCGCCAGCAAGUUGGCCAUCACAUCGGAGCUCGCAGUGUCCAGGAUGACCCGCUGAUUAUGCUGGCCAUAAACUCUGCUAAGAUUGCUAGUGAUGCCCUAUACAAGAAGGAUUUCAACAAGUCCAAGACCAAAUUCCACCUUCCAGUGGACAUGUUGUCUCUUGAGCUUGCUAAAAAAUGCCAGAUCCAGGUCAAUGAUUUCAACUACAGAACCUACCUGCACAACUGGACCUGCCUUCCAGACUCCAAUGAUGUUGUCCAGGCCAGGAAGGUCUAUGAAUUGCGCAGUGAUGCUGUUUACAAAGCUGAUAUGGAAUGGAUUAAAGGCACAGGAUGGAUUCCAAUAGGGUCUCUUGAUGUAGAAAAGGUCAAAAAAGCUGGCGAUAUCCUGAGUGAGAGGAAAUACCGUCAACAUCCAAGCAACUUCAAGUUUACUAGCACAACAGACUCUAUACCAAUAGCUCUUGCACAAGCCAAUGCUAAGCUCAUGGAUCAGAGAGCUUAUGUUGAAGCCUGGAAUAAAGAGAAGGUCACAAUACACAUCAUGCCAGACACUCCAGAGAUCAUGCUUAGCAGACAGAACAAAAUCAACAGCAGCGAUAAAUUCUAUCGUCAAGAUUAUGUUGAGAGUCUACAGAAAGGCUAUUUCCUGCCAAAAGACGCUGUUGCAGUCAAAUCUGCCAAGGCCUCCAGGGACAUAAUCAGUGACUACAAGUACAAAGCUGGCUACAGACGUCAGCAAGGACAUCACAUCGGAGCUCGCAGUGUCCAGGAUGACCCGCUGAUUGUGCUGGCCUUAAACUCUGCUAGGAUUGCUAGUGAUGUCCUGUACAAGAAAGACUUUAACAAGUCCAAGACUAAAUUCCACCUUCCAGUGGACAUGUUGUCUCUUGAACUUGCCAAGAAAUGCCAGACCCAGGUCAAUGAUUUCAAUUACAGAACUUACCUGCACAACUGGACCUGCCUUCCAGACUCCAGUGAUGUUGUACAGGCCAGGAAGGUCUAUGAUCUGCGCAGUGACGCUGUAUAUAAGGCCGACCUUGAAUGGCUCCGUGGAUGUGGAUGGAUGCCACAAGGUUCUCUUGAGGUUGUUAAAGUAAAGAAUGCCCAGAAGAUCCUCAACGAUAAACUAUACAAACAGCAUCCAAGCACAGUUCCAUUCACCAGCCCUGUGGAUUUGCCUUCCAUUGUCCUAGCCAAACAAAAUGCUGAUAUCCUCAGUGAUAGGAAAUACAGAGAGGCAUGGGACAAAGACAAGACCACAAUCCACAUCCAGCCAGACACACCAGCAAUUAUGCUAUCCAAGGCCAAUGCCAUUGCAGUUAGCAAUAGAUUGUACACCAAGGACUGGGAUUCACAGAAGGCAAAAGCAUACCAUAUCAAAGAGGAUGCCGUUGCUGUAUUGAAGGCCAAAGCUUCUAGAGACAUUGCUAGUGAUUACAAGUACAAGACUGGUUAUCGCCAGCAAGUUGGCCAUCAUAUUGGAGCUCGCAGUGUCCGGGAUGAUCCGCUGAUUGUGCUGGCCAUAAAUUCUGCGAAGAUUGCUAGUGAUGCUUUGUACAAGAAGGACUUCAACAAGUCCAAGACAAAAUUCCACCUUCCAGUGGACAUGUUAUCUCUUGAGCUUGCCAAGAAAUGCCAGAUCCAGGUCAAUGAUUUCAACUACAGAACUUACCUGCACAACUGGACCUGCCUGCCAGACUCCAAUGACGUUGUACAGGCCAGGAAGGUCUAUGAACUGCGCAGUGAUGUGGUAUAUAAGUCUGAUCUAGAGUGGUUGAAAGGAUGUGGCUGGAGCCCUCAUGAAUCUGUGGAAGUCCUUAAGGUGAAAAAUGCCCAAAAUAUCCUGGCUGAUAGAGGGUACCGUGUGAAGCUGGAUGAUCAGAAGUACACUACUCCCAUUGACAGAGUUGACUUUGUUUGUGCCAAAAAUGCAGCAACUGUACUCAACGAGGCAAGCUACCGUGAGGCUUGGCACAACGAUAAGGUCAAAUACACUAUGCUGGACACCCCACUUCUAGCCACAGCCAGGGAGGUGGCCAAGAAUUUACAUCCACACUUCUACACAAACGCCUGGGACAAGACAAAAGCGAAAUCAUAUUUUAUGCCUGGAGAUGCAGUUCCUAUUAAGCAGUGCAUUUCUACCACCAAAGUACAGAGCAAUUACAAAUACAAGGAGGGAUAUCGCAAGGACCUUGGCCACCAUAUCGGAGCUCGCUGUGUCCAGGAUGAUCCACUGAUCAUGCUGGCAAUAAACUCAGCAAGGAUUGCUAGUGAUGCCCUGUACAAGAAGGACUUCAACAAGUCCAAGACCAAAUUUAACCUUCCUGUAGACAUGUUGGCCUUUGAAUUAGCCAAGAAAUGUCAGAGCCAGGUCAAUGAUGAUAACUACAGAACCUACCUGCACAACUGGACCUGCAUGCCCGAUCAGAAUGAUGUCAUUCAGGCUCGCAAAGCCUAUGAUCUUGCCAGUGAUAAUAUCUACAAGGCAGAUCUGGAAUGGAUCCGUGGCUGUGGAUGGGUGGCAGCUGACUCUGUUGAUCAUGUCAAAGUCAGAAAAGCCCAGGAGAUCCUUAACGAUAGAAGUUACAAGAAGGAUGCCAAGGACAACUUUGCCAAGUUCACAAAUAUUGUGGAUCGACCUGAAGUUCUCUUGGCCAAGGUCAACGCCUUCAAUCUCAGUGAUCUGAAAUACAAAGAAUCCUUCAACCUGGAGAAGGGCCACUACAUUGGAGCUGAAGAUACACCACAACUGGCACACUCCAGGGAGGUGGCGAAGAACAUCAGUGAGAAACUGUACAAACUUAGCUGGGAUGAAGCUAAAGCCACAGGAUAUCAGCUGAACCAUGAGUACCUGCCACUUGUAUCAGCUAAGAAAACCAGAACCAUUGUCAGUGAUAUUAAGUACCAUGAUGCCCAUGAGAAAGCCAAGGGUCAUUACUUGGCCAACAUUCUGGCUGACUUCCCUGCAAUGGUCCAUGCUGGACAAAUGGAAAAGAUGAAGAAUAUGAGAUUCUAUCACAAGGAUUACCAUACGAGCAAGACUAAGCUCCACAUUCCACAUGACAUGAUCAGCCAUGUGGUAGCCAAGAGAUGCCAAGAUAUCCUAAGUGAUGUGCUGUACCGCACCUACCUGCACCAGUGGACAUGCCAUCCAGACCAGAAUGAUGCUAUCCGUGCUCGCAAGGCCAAUGAGAUCCUGAGUGAUGUGUUCUAUAAAGAUGACUUGAACUGGAUAAAGGGUACUGGCUGCUAUGUCUGGGACACACCAGAAAUCGUGCGUGCCAAGAAGUCUUAUGAGCUUCAGAGUGACAUCAAGUACAAGGCAGAGGGCAAGAAAGAGUUCAAUAACUACUCUAUUGUGACAGACACUCCUGUGUAUGUGACUGCUAUACUGGGCCACACCUGGGCAAGUGAGCUAAACUAUAGAGAGGCCUACCGCAAAGAGAAGCACAUAUACACUACUGUGUUGGACACUUAUGAUUAUGCAAGAUGCUUCAACUUGAAGCAACUCUACAGCACUAAAGCCUAUUCUGCCCUUUGGGAUAGAAUCAAGGCCAAGAGCUACAGCAUUCCUCAUGACUCUAAUGCUUUGGUCCAUGCCAAACAGCAGAAGGCCCUCCUGAGCAAUGUGAAAUACAAGGAAGAUUAUGAGAAGUUUAAGUCACUGUACAGCCUGCCUAAGUGUCUGGAGGAUGACCCAGCCACUGCCAGAUGCAUCAAAGCUGGAAAACUCAACUUGGAUCGCUUGUACAGGGACAAGUGGGAAAAGACAAAAGCCAAAAUCCAUGUUCCUCCUGAUAUGCUAGAUGUGGUGGCUGCCCGCAACACUCAGAAAAUGAUCAGUGGCGUGGACUACCGUAAAUACCUGCACCAGUGGAUCUGCCUGCCUGACAUGCAGGUCUAUGUACAUGCCCGCAAAGUCAAUGAACAGCUGAGUGACGUCUUUUAUAAAGAUGAUAUGAACUGGCUGAAGGGUGUUGGAUGUUAUGCAUGGGAUACUCCUGAAAUCCUGCGUUGCAAGCAGGCCAUGAAACUACAGAGUGAGAACCUAUACAGAGCUAAGGGAAUUGAGCAUUUUAAGAACUUCUCUGUAGUAACAGACACCCCAGUGUAUGAGACAUGCAAGCAGAGUGCCCAGAACCUGAGUGAGCUCAACUAUCGUAAUGACUAUGUCACCAAUGUGAAAGGUAAAAACACUUCUCCCGCUACAACUGUGGACACUGAAAGGGCUCGUUUGGCCAAAUACAUCCAGAGUGACCACAUCUAUAAAGAAGCAAACAAGAGCUUUAUGCCCACUGGUUACUCUCUUCCCUUUGACACUCCACUUGCCCUGCAAGCCAAAGCCAACAAUGUCACUUUCAGCAACGUGAAAUACAAGGAAGCUUAUGAACACACUAAAGCCAGAAGCUACAAACUGGACCCCAAUGGUGUCAAUUUUGUCACUAUUAGAAAGGCUAACCAGGUCACCAAUGAAAGACUAUACCGUGCCCUGUAUGAAAAGGAAAAAGACAAGGUUCACUCUGUGUAUGACACUCCUGAGAUCAGGCAGGUUAAGGCCACCCAGGAGGCCAUCAGUGAUGUUUGCUAUAAAGAAAAGUACUACAACAGCAGAGGGACCCUACUGCCAAUGCCAAUCACGCCAGAGCUGUUGCACUGCGCACACGUCAAUCAGAUCAACAGUGAUCUGAAAUACAAAGAGGAUCUGCAUUGGCUGAGAGGCAUCGGGUGCUUCGUGUUUGAUUCUCCUGAGAUGGUCCGCAUCCGUGCAAUCAACAAAUUCAGGACUUCCUAUGAUAUCGAUGCCAAGAAGAACUUUGCCAACUUCUCUGUGGUCCUGGACACACCAGAGUACAAGCGUGUGUCUGAACUGAAGACACACAUAAGUGAUCUGGUGUACAAAGCUGCUGGAAAUAUACAGAAGACUCAGUGCAGCACUACUGGUGAUGCUAUUGAAUUCAAGAGAGCCAAGUGGGCCCAGACUCUUAGCAAUAAGUGGCUGUACACUGAUUUGGCUUCCAAAGAAAGAGCCUUCUACACUCCAGAGCUUCACACACCUAUCCUGGAUCAUGCCAGAUCUAUGAAAGUGGUGUACAGUGAGACCAAGUACAAAGAACAGUAUGAGAAGAUGAAACAUAAGUACACUCCUGUCCAUGACACACCUAUCCUAAUCCGUGCCAAAAAGGCUUACCUUAAUUCCAGUGAUCUGCGCUACAAAGAGACCUUCGAGUUAGCUAAAGGACACUACCACCCCACUAAGGAUGCCCUGGACAUUGUUUGUGCUAAGCGUGUCAGAGAUGACAUCAGUGAGGUUAGAUACAGAGAGAAAUACAUCAACUCACUGGGCACAUGGAAGUCCAUCCCAGAUCGUCCUGAAUUCUUCCACAGCAAGAUUGUGCGAGACUGCGUCAGUGAUUACAAAUACAAAGAGGAUCUGGACUGGAUCAAAGGCAUUGGCUGCUAUGUGUGGGACACACCAUUGCUGAAGCAGGCUGAGCAUAACAAAGCACUGUACAGCGAGAGACUGUACAAGGCAUCGUAUGAGAAGAACAAAGGCAACUUCAAGUACACAUGUGACACACCAUUCUUUGAAGCUGCUAGAAACGCUUCUGCACUCUCCAAUGAUAGAUCCUACCGCGCAGAGUAUGAGAAGACUAAGGAUAAGUACACCAUAGUUGUAGAUGACCCUAGAAACCUCUUGGCUAAAGAGGUCAACAAUAUGAGCCAGUGGAAGUACAGGUCACAAUAUGAGCGUCUCAAGUCAAAGUACACAUCAGUGCUGGAGACACCUGAGCACCAAGUCCACAAGCGUAGAAAGCAGAUCAGCGAUAUCAUCUACAAGAUGGAGUAUAAUAAGAAUAAGGCUAAAGGCUACACUCUUGGACAUGACACUCCUCUGAAUCUGCACAUGAAGAAGGUCAAAGAAAUGAUCAGCAAUCUCAAAUAUAAGGAAUUGUAUGAGAAAAACAAAGCUCAGAUUAACAUAGCUCCUGAUGCUUUCGACAUCCGGGCUGCCAAGGAGGCCUACAAGAACAUCAGCAAUCUUGACUACAAAAAGAAGUAUGAGGCCACCAAGAAUAAGUGGAUUUGGACUGUGGACAGACCCGACUUUGUCCACGCUGCCAAGAUCAACUACCAGCAGAGUGACGUUGAGUACAAGUACGACAAGGAGAUGCUGAAGGGUUGCGUGAUGCCUGUUACUGACGAUAAGUACACAAUUCUAGCCAAGCAGAACACUGAGCUUUCCAGCUAUAUCAAAUACAAGCAAAAGUAUGAAGAUGCCAAAGGACACUACCAUGCUGUCCACGAUACCCCUCAGAUCCUCCAUGCUAAAUCAGUGUCUGGUCUGGUUUCUGAGAGCAAAUACAAGCUGGCCAGCAAGAAGGAGCGCCAGUCUGGCUCUUUCACCACCCUGCCUGAGACCCGUGACACAGCCCAUAGCAAAGUAGUGACCAAAAUCACAAGUUCUAACUUGUACAAGGAGAAGUUUGAGAAGGCGAAAGGAAAGUCUGAGUACAACAAUAUGACUGUACCUCCAGAUGUGAAGCAUGCCAUGGAUGUGGCCAAGAGCCAGAGCAAUAUCAACUAUAAACAGGAAGCUAAGGCCAAGUUGCAUUACACACCUGUUGCUGAUCGCCCUGACAUCCUGAAGGCUACCCAGGCUGCCAAGCUCAUCAGUGAGGUGGGAUACCGUGACAAGGCUCGUCAGGAGGCCAGCCGUGGAGGAUCACUGGUCAACCGUCCCGAUAUCGACUUGGCCACCGAAGUGUCCAAGCUUACCAGCCUGGUGAAAUACAAAGAGAAGUUUGACAAGGAGAUGAAAGGAAAGAGACCAGUGUAUGACCUGAAGAACAGUAAGAUUUAUCAGACUUUGAAGGAUGCCAAUACACUUGCAAGUGAGGUGAAAUAUAAGGGUGACCUGAAGAAGAUCCAUAAGCCUGUGACUGAUAUGUCUGAGUCUCUGGCCAUGCAGCACAACCUGAGUACCAGCAAACUGGCCAGUAGUUACCAGUACAAGAAGAAAUUUGAGGAGAGUAGAGGUCACUACCAUUUGAUUCCUGACACUCCUGAGCAGCUUCAUCUCAAAGAGGCCUCAGAGCUACAGAGUAAUGUGAAGUACAAGGAGAAAUAUGAGAGGGAGAAGGGCAAGGCCAUGCUGGACUUUGAGACUCCAACUUAUGUGAGCGCCAAAGAAGCACAGCAUAUGCAGAGCCAGAAAGACUAUAAGAAGGACUUUGAGGAAUACAUGAAAGGCAGGAACCUCUCAGGCUUGGAGGUCACUCCGGCAAUGUUACAUGUCAGACAUGCCACCAAAAUUGCUAGUGAGAAAGAGUAUAGGAGGGAUCUAGAAGAAGGGGUGAAGGGUAAAGGGCUUACAGUGCUGGAGGAAACUCCUGAAUUGCUAAGAGCAAAGAAUGCUACUCAGAUCCUCAACGAGAGAGAGUAUAAGAAGGCACUGGAGGAAGAGAUAAAGGGCAAGGGAAUGUUGGCUUUGGCUACUGAUACUCCAGACUUUAUGAGGGCAAGAAAUGCUACAGAUAUCCUCAGCCAGGCUAAAUACAAGCACAAUGCUGAGCAGGACAGGGCUAUUUACACCACCGUGAUUGACACCCCUGACAUCAUCCACGCUCAGCAGAUCAGAAACAUUGUGAGCCAGAAAAAGUACAAGGAGGAGGCAGAGAAGACCAUGUCUCACUACAAUGCAGUCCUGGACACUCCUGAGAUGCAGAGAGUGCGAGAGAACCAGAGGAACUUCAGCACUCUUCAAUACCAGAUUGACCUUAAAAACAGUAAGGGCAAAGUAACAGCAGUACAGGACACACCUGAAAUGCUUCGUGUUAAAGAAAAUACAAAGAAUUUCAGCUUGAUUCAUUAUAAGGUGGAUAUGGGAGGAGGAACUGCUAUAGCAGGAACCCCCGAGAUGGAGAGAGUUAAACGCAAUCAGGAGAAUAUUAGCACGAUCAAAUACAAGGACUCACUAGGUCAAGGCAUAUCUAUACCAGAUCUUCCUGAAGUGAAACGUGUGCAAGAGACUCAGAAGAACAUAAGCUCGAUUCGUUACAAGGAGGAUUUAGGACGUGGCACUGCAAUAUCAGAAACUCCUGAGAUGGGGAGAGUUAAACGCAAUCAGGAAAAUAUUAGCAUGAUAAAGUACAAAAACAUGUUGGGGAAAGGGACAGCUAUAUCGGAUCUCCCCGAGGUGAAGCGAGUCCGAGAGACUCAGAAGCACAUCAGUUCGGUUUUGUAUAAAGAAGCUUCUGGCAAAGGAACUCCUGUCAUAUUCACGCCAGAGAUGGAGCGUGUCAAACGGAACCAAGAACAUAUUAGCUCGGUGCUGUACUCUGACAGCUUCCGCAAGCAGGUGCAGGGCAAAGCAGCUUUCGUACUGGACACUCCUGAGAUGAGACGUGUGAAACAGACUCAGCGUAUCAUCUCCGGGGUACAGUACCACCAGGACUUUGAGAAGAGUAAAGGCAGCUUCAUCCCCACAACCACUGACCUGGUGACCGAGCGUGUAAAGAGAAACACUCAGGACUUCAGUGAUAUCAGCUACCGUGGCAUUCAGAGGCGUGUUGUGGAAAUGGAGAGGAGACGUGCUAUAGAGCAUGACCAGGAAACCACCACUGACCUGCGUGUCUGGCGUACAAACCCAGGCUCUGUGUUUGACUAUGAUCCUGCUGAAGAUAAUAUCCAGUCUAGAAGUCUCCACAUGAUGUCAGUUCAAGCUCAGCGCCGUAGUAAGGAGCACUCUCGCUCGACAAGCGCCAUGAGUGGCUUAGGUGAUGAGAAAUCUGAGCUGUCCGAGAACGUGGACCAUCAAGUCUCCGUCUACAGCAACGGAUUCCCUACUCAUACCAUCGGCUACCAGCAGGCCAAGACAGUUGAACUUCAGCAAAGAUCUUCUUCUGUGGUCACUCAGCAGACCACUGUGUCCUCUGUUCCCUCACACCCCUCCACCACUGGGAAAACCGUUCGUGCCAUGUACGACUACAUUGCUGCCGACAACGACGAAGUGUCCUUUAAAGAUGGAGAUGUCAUCGUGAACGUCCAGUCCAUCGAUGAGGGCUGGAUGUAUGGCACAGUGCAACGUACUGGAAAGACCGGCAUGCUGCCUGCCAACUACGUGGAGGCGGUCUAAAGACAAGAACGAGUAGGACACAUCCACAGGGCUAAGCAUCUCUGGCAUUUAGGUAGUUUAUGUGUAGUUGAUAGUAGUUUAGGCUUAGAAUAGUACUGACUCCUGUUUGUCUGCCUUCAUAUUAUGUGCGAUUUUGGUUGCACCCGUAUCGGCAAAUCUUCAGUGGAUGUGACAUGAGAACCUGACAGACAAUUAGACAGCUGUAUUUAUCUUUAAUGUACCGAACCUAGUCGAUCAUUUGAAAGCCCAUUAUUUUGUAUAUUGCUGACAAAUCAACUGCCUCUUCCAGCAUUAAAUCGUUUGCACAAGAAGAGAUGGGCUUUGCUGUAAAGAAAAUCUGACACUCAACUACGAUAUGAUAUAACUGGAAAAAAAAAAAGACAUUAGCAAACUGUAUUUAAGGGGAAAAAAAAACAAAAAACAAACAAAAACAACAACUUGAAAAUUGUGAGGAGUAACCAUCAGUUCCCCACAUACAAAAUAUGUACACUGAAGAGUACCAAGAAACAAGCCUCUUCCCUCCUUUGCUGAAGGCUGGUCACAAGUUGCAUGUGUGUUUUGUUCUUCCAAUUCCCUAGGUCUAGGGUUAGAGUCAUAUAUUUUGGCUCAGUAGCUAAUAAAGCACACCCCGCUUCUGCAGUA
Hemibagrus wyckioides is the source of this 19807-nucleotide messenger RNA. RefSeq names its product nebulin (gene neb). Bases 248 to 19165 code for a protein of 6305 amino acids. The record is from RefSeq and is a predicted model, not a curated record. Gene Ontology annotation, biological process: cardiac muscle thin filament assembly. Gene Ontology annotation, cellular component: Z disc. NCBI's taxonomy places the organism in Eukaryota, Metazoa, Chordata, Actinopteri, Siluriformes, Bagridae. Gene Ontology annotation, molecular function: actin filament binding. The transcript has 139 exons.